Molecule: messenger RNA, 2583 nt
Organism: Pseudophryne corroboree (corroboree frog)
Lineage: Eukaryota; Metazoa; Chordata; Amphibia; Anura; Myobatrachidae
Gene: DAZL
Product: deleted in azoospermia like
Exons: 11
Coding region: 124-966 (280 amino acids)
Biological process (GO): 3'-UTR-mediated mRNA stabilization; positive regulation of translational initiation
Cellular component (GO): cytoplasm
Molecular function (GO): translation activator activity; mRNA 3'-UTR binding
Source: RefSeq, a predicted model, not a curated record
GUAGGGCACGCCGGGGCGGCCGCGCCUCAGUCGCUGCUCUGUUGUUCUCGUUGGCGGCGGCGUGUUCCGCGUUCCCGGCUCUUUGGGGUUUUUAAUUGUUGUUUUAAGUUUUCGUUGUUGACAAUGUCUGCAUCAAGAAGUGAGAGCCCGCCUGAAGAGGAUCAGCCAAACCAUGGUUAUGUGUUACCUGAGGGUAAAAUAAUGCCAAAUACAGUUUUUGUUGGAGGAAUUGAUAUUCGGAUGGAUGAAAUUGAAAUAAAAGAAUUUUUUUCUAAAUUUGGAGCUGUGAAAGAGGUGAAAAUAAUAACUGACCGCACUGGAAUUUCUAAGGGAUACGGUUUUGUCUCCUUUUAUGAUGAUGUGGAUGUUCAGAAGAUAGUGGAUUCUCAUAUCAGCUUCCAUGGGAAGAAACUGAAGCUGGGUCCAGCAAUAAGAAAACAAGUGUGCUCGUAUGCACCACCAAGACCCGUCGUGCUUAGUGCUCCAGCUCCACAGUAUCCCAGCAUAUAUCCUAACAUCCCAACAUCUGAUCCUUAUCUCCAGCAUACGCCGCUGUUCAGCCCAAUCACUCAAUAUGUACAGGCGUAUCCUUACUGUAAUAAUGCACCAGUCAUGUUUCAACACAUCCCUCUGGCAUAUCAGCAACCAGGAUAUUACCAGGUGUCUCCACAGUGGCCAAAUGGGGAUCAGAGGAGCUAUAUUUCCCCCCAGGCUUUCACAUCAUGGAAUUAUCAUGGCAGUGAGAUUGAGGUUGCUAGUAAUGAUCUGUUUCCACCGGACUUUAACAGCCACGAUCAAAAUGCGUCUCACAUUUCAACAAGUCCGCAAAAGAAAGUUGAUAGAAGCAUACAGACGAUUGUAUCAUGUCUGCUCAAUGGAGAUGGAAGGCUUCAGCGAAAUUUCUUUUCACAAGAAGAUUACUUAAAGGACAGAAGAGUCCAUCAGUUUAAAAGAACCAGACGUUGAAGUCCUCUUUCUUUGGAUUCUGUAUACACUAGUUUUGUUUUAGCACUUACCAUCACUAAUGUACAUCUUUCACUUUUAAAGGCACUUGCACGUUGGAGGCAGCAGUUUUGUGGGUUUGUCUUUAAGCAAAGAAUUUGUGCUUUAUUCUUAGGUAUCACUAGUUUAUAGUAAAUUGAUAAGGCUGCAUUACUAGUUCAGCCUACAAAGUGAUUUAACUUUUACUUAGGUGGAUGGGUUCAUUGUACACAUUUCACACCUGUUUUCAGUAAUGACACAUUAUAGUUAUGUUGGUUUUUUUCAUUGCACUAUUUUGCAUGUUCACGUUUACGGUUUUGUUUAGACAUUUGACAGUUUCACAUCUUGCAACUUGUUCAAACUGUUCACUGGUUUCACUGUUUUGUCAUUUCUACAUUGUAGGUGUAAAGGGACAUUGCUGCACUUAAGUAUUUUUUGAGACAGUUGUGCACAAACUGAAGGUGAUGAGGGUUUUAUUGGGGGGGGGGGGGGGUUCAUUAUGCUUUAUGCCCACAGUGAAUGUUUGAUAAGCCAAAUGUAGUUUGAAUCUGUUUGAAAACACUUGGGAGAUGGAAGAUAGGGCAGAAUUCACUUUAUUCUGGUACUCUGGCUUGCAUAGUAUAUUAGAGUAUUGUAUGGCGUAAAAUACUCUAAUGCUUUACACUGACGCUGGGAUUUUAAUUGAGAUGGGGGAGCUGAAUGCUGAACACGUACUGUAGAUAUUUUCAGGUUUGUAAAACACAUUGCAACUUUCUCUUAUUUUGAUCCUUGAGUACUUUUCAUUUGCUUUUAAACACAAGUCAGCCUAACUAGUAAAUAAUGCUACAGCUCAUACUGCAUGACUUCUGAGCAGAGGCUGGACAGCAGUAUGUGCAUUCCACGAGCUUAGAUCAGAAAUGAGAAUGCUGCCAUUUCCAUGACAAAAAAUUGAAUGUGGUGUUUUUGUUUUCAAGCUUUAAUACAAAUUAUGCAGGUUUUAAAUGGACUUUUUAGAACUCUACAAACAAUAUAGUUAAUCUCCAUUGUAAGAUUUGUGGGUUUAAAAAUUGUUAACCGAGUAAGUAGUAAUUUGAUUUUAUCUCUGUGCCUCUUAAAUAGGAUUUUAUUUGAAGAAGAAAAAAAUUGUCUGACACUAACUUUUUUGCCAUUUGUGACAGUGUCCAACUGUUGAGAAGGACAGGUCAUUUAGUUACCUUUAAAUUAUGGAUAUACAAUGCCCAUAAGUGUUGGGUGCACUGCCGCAGGUCACUUCAAGUCAGCUGUAAGCAUGUUUACAGAUUACACUGCAGCCUCACCACGUUUUUUAAAAGGCAAUGGCAAAUAGUGUUGGCUUCAAAUGGUAGUGAUCAUGAAAGCUCAACUUAAAUAUAUUGUUGGCAGUAUGAAUUGUUUUUCUAUUAGGAAAAGAAACGUAUUUGUACAUCACUUGCAGUUGCCCUUUGUAUGUAAGUCCAUUUCAUGAUCAGUCACCUUAAGAAGCCAUCUGCAGUAUUUUUUUUUUUAUUUUUUUUAUUGAGCUGUUAGCAAUGACUUAUCUUAUUUUGUAUCAAACUAUUUUGUAUGUGAAAAAUGGAUACAUUAAAGGAAAUAUAUUGUAAACUA